AUGGCAGCUAUUCAAGCAAGAUGGACCAAAGUCGUCGAGGCAGAGAUCUUACAGCGAUCUUCCCAAAUCGUCUCCGUCAUUGACAGACAGGUCUACAUCUUUGGCGGAGAGUUGCGGCCACGGGAACCUAGAGACAAUGACGUUCACACUGUUUCACUCAAAGAGCCCGCAACCCUAUCCACCAAACCAGCCCCGGCCCAAUCCCCCACACCACGGGUAGGAACCGCAUCAACAAUCCUCAAUGGCAAAAUCUACCUAUUCUCCGGAAGAGGAGGCACAGCAAUGGCACCGAUAGAAGAAAGCGGCGGAAUCUGGGAAUUCGACCCCAGCACAAACGAAUGGUCCUUCCUAGCACCAUCGAAUCCAAACCCAGCCAUCCCAGCAGCGCGCAGCUACCACUGCACAUCCAACGACGGAAAAGACACCGUCUUCGUCCACGCAGGCUGUCCCGAGAAGGGCCGACUAUCGGAUCUGUGGGCGUUCAGUGUAUCCCAGAAGCAAUGGACGGAACUUGCUCCGGCGCCGGAUCCACCACGCGGUGGGACUUCUAUUGCGUUUGCCGGGGGCAGACUGUAUCGGAUGAAUGGGUUUGAUGGCGAGCGGGAACAGGGCGGUAGAGUAGAUGUCUAUGAGCCUGAAGCCAAUGUGUGGAGCUCGCAUUCGUUUGUUCCGGAUGGUGUGAGUGGGCCAUCGCCGCGGAGUGUGGCGGCCUUGCUUCCUGUUGCUGUUUCUGGUCGUGGGUACUUGGUUACCCUGUUCGGUGAGCGGGAUCCUAGUUCAUUGGGACAUCAGGGUGCGGGAAAGAUGUUGGGGGAUGUGUGGGUGUUUGAUCUUGAGACUAAGCUAUGGACGAAGAUUGAGGCUCGGGGAGAUGAGCGUCCUGAUCCACGGGGUUGGUUUGAUGGAGAUGUCCUUGAUGAUGGCAGUAUUGUAGUCCACGGUGGACUGGGAGAAUCAAACAAUCGGCUGGGUGACGUUUGGACUCUCGAGUUUUUCUAA
Penicillium verrucosum is the source of this 999-nucleotide messenger RNA. RefSeq names its product Kelch repeat protein. Bases 1 to 999 code for a protein of 332 amino acids. NCBI's taxonomy places the organism in Eukaryota, Fungi, Ascomycota, Eurotiomycetes, Eurotiales, Aspergillaceae. The record is from RefSeq and is a predicted model, not a curated record. The transcript has 2 exons. Gene Ontology annotation, molecular function: protein binding.